UGUGCGUUCAGUAGUUUAGUUUUAGUAUCAUUAAAUACUUAAAUGUUAAAAUAGUAAAUAAAUAAGUUACAUAAAUAAUAUAUUUAUUGCGAAUUGAUAUUUUUUUGACAACAGGAUGAGCAUAUUAGUCGAUAAGGAAUUACGAAUCAUGUUCGAAGACCGAAAUUUUAUUAUACUUUAGCCUGUAAACUACAUGACUGUCGAUUCUGCUGACGAAAGCCAGAACCUUAUUUCCAAUGCCAAUAGUGAUGUCCAGUCAAUGUUAAUCUGAAAUUCUUAGACGUUUGGUAUCAACACUUAUACCUAUUUUAAAAUUUCCAGAAUGAAUCCUCAAGAAAUUUCGAUUCCAGUUCCUUGGGGACAUAUUGCUGCAAAAGCGUACGGCGACGACACCAGUCCCGCCGUGCUUUGCGUGCACGGGAUUCAAGACAACUGCGACACGUUCGUCACGUUACUGCCGUCGUUGCCGGAUGACUACUAUUACGUGUGCAUCGACCUGCCCGGCCACGGCCGUUCCGACCAUUUUCCCGCGCACGUGCCGCUCGAGUUCACCAACUAUUUGGCCGCCAUCAAGUGGGUGAUGGAUCACUUCGGCUGGCCCGAGCUGGCGUACCUGGGCCACAGUUUCGGCGGACAGCUGGGCUCGUGGUUGGCGGGCGUCUACCCGGAACGCGUCCGGUGCCUGAUCGUACUGGACACCAUGGGGCCCCGGUCCGUGGACAUGGGCGACACGCUGGCCACGAUCCGCGGCCGGAUCGACGACGCGCAGUCGUUGCACCGCCGACAGUGCGGCCGCCGGCCUCCGGCGUACACGUUUGCCGAGGCGGUCGCGAAAAUGAUGGCCGGCCGGCCGUCCAAGCUGACGGACGAAUCCGCGCGCAUACUGGCCGGCCGGGCGUUGGCCCGCGCGGACGGCGACGGCGACAAGUACACGUUCGCCAGCGACCAGCGACUGAAACUGGCGUUCUACCCGGUGAUGACGUUCGACCAACAGAAGCAGAUCCUGUGCGGCGUCACGUGUCCGGUCGUGUUCGUGUUGGCCGACGAGAACUGCGGCCGGUACUCCACGUACCUGAAGGACGCCUUUGAGUUCUACAGCAAACGGCCGAACGUCACCAUCCGCGUGGUCGGCGGCGACCACGACGUGCACUUAAACCAUCCGGACAGGGUAUUCAGACACGUGACCGAUUUUCUGCAAGAGCAUUAUAAAAGCUGAACUCGCAGUAAUUGCAGCAGCACGACGUCACGACGCGCACAACGCGGAUACAAUAUGUGACUAUUGAUGAUUAGCACUUAUACAGUUAUACAUGUGAUAGACGUUGAAUUUGUAGUGUAAUAUAUAUAAUUUUUAAAUCUAAUAAAAUAUAUGUUUAUGUACCUAUGUGGUUACCGAUGAAAGACGGAUAAUAUGACUUUAUUUAUUAUUUCACGUACAACACCUAUUCUAUAGGCGCUUGUAUGUAUGUACCUACUUACCUAUUUGGCUAUUUAGAUAAACCUGAAAUCAAUGUGCACAUAUAUUCGGAUCACAAUAUAUUCAAAAUCGUGAUAUGUCCGUACCUGUACAUUAUAUAGGUAUAUUAUUUAUGUAACCUUAAAUUUCGAAAUUGGAAGGGCUGCCGAUAAGUCUAUAUUUUUAUGUACCCAUAUUUUAUUUUAUAGCGACGCAAGUCAUGAUGAUGUACAGAAUCAUCCGUUAGGUUUAUUGGUAUUGUAUAAAGGAGAUGAAAUGUAAACGGAAGUCGACAGUGUAGCAUUGAAUAGAAAGGAGAAUGUUUCGUUGGAUGACUUAUGUAAGAAUUGCACACGUUGCGUUUUUUGACGCGUGAAACUUUUCAUAAAUAAAGACAGUGUGUCAAAGCUAUUGUGUUUUUAGUGUUUAAAUUUCCCGGGAAAACUUUCCACAUCUCUUUUAAUGCACAGAUUUGUCCGAAAACUCAGCAAGUUAACUAGUGGUGAAAUGUAUUUGUUGUCAUUUAACAUACAAGAUUAAUUAAAACAACCUUUUUAAACCGCAUUUUGCUUCUCGACACUACGUCAUUGUAUUGUAUACCCAUACAAUGAUUAGAGCUCGGAUUUCAAUGCAUUUGCAUCUUUUUUGGGGGGAUGUUGUACGCAAUGCUUUUCAAGCUACAAAUAUGUUUUAAGUACUCCGUGUUCUAAACACGACAUUUUUUUGGGACUUUUUGUGUUUUUAGCGGAUUUUAUACUUUUUGGACAUUUUUGACCCAUUUCUCGAAUUAUGACUAAAAAAAUUGACCUCAUUGAAGUAUAAAUACUAUAACUACAUAGUAGUACAGUACUAAGUAAUAUAAAUUAUUUUCAUUUUGAAUUUAACAUCAGGUAAUCCGGUUUUAAAUAAGACUAAAGACGAGGCUGAAAUUUAUCUUUAUGUCAUACCAUCCAAUUAGCCGAUUUUAUUGCUUAGUCACAAAUAAACAACUUUUAUCGGAGUAUUUUCUUAUCGAACGAUAGUAUAUUAUAUCGGUGGCCACCUAAUAAUAAUUUCAAUUCAUUUUAUUGAUAAAUGCUGCGUUUUUUGAAAGGGCAUUUAAAUCCGAGCCCUAAUAACCAUCGUUCAUCACAAAUAGCCAACUCUGACAUCGCACGCGCCUUAAUCCAACCAAUGCAACACUCAUCCGUGCGACUCCUAUUGGCCAUUUC
Rhopalosiphum maidis (corn leaf aphid) is the source of this 2664-nucleotide messenger RNA. RefSeq names its product serine hydrolase-like protein. The transcript is spliced from 3 exons. Lineage: Eukaryota; Metazoa; Arthropoda; Insecta; Hemiptera; Aphididae. The record is from RefSeq and is a predicted model, not a curated record. Bases 323 to 1216 code for a protein of 297 amino acids.